Molecule: messenger RNA, 16461 nt
Organism: Caenorhabditis angaria
Lineage: Eukaryota; Metazoa; Nematoda; Chromadorea; Rhabditida; Rhabditidae
Source: the annotation of a GenBank genome assembly
AUGGUCGAAAAUGCCGAGCAGAAUUUAGAAGAGCAGCACAACAAUGAGCACAAUGGUGAUAUUUUGAAUAAUCAGGUGAGUACUGUAGGGGGGGAGGGCUUUAAAGGAACAUGGCUCAAAAAAUCUGGAAAAAAUCCGGUUGAAAAUGAGCUACAUACAGUAAUUUGGGAAAAAUUUCGAUUUUAAAGGGACAUGUGUUACUGUAGGGGACUUUAAAGGGACGUGACUUCAAAAUUCUCCACGAAAUUUUUAUCUACAGUAAGCUACAGUACUCACAAAUUUUGAAAAAAUGGAAUCGGUGCUGUACUGGGUUACUGUAGGCGUUUCAAAGGGACAUCACCUAGAAAAUCCGGCAAAAAUUGACCUACAGUAAUCCGGAAAAUCGCCAGGUUACUGUAGAAGCUACAAAAAUUGAUGUAUCUACAGUAAUCCUGUGAUUAUUUUUAUUUUUAGACCAAAUAAUUCGAGCUGUACCUUUAAAUAUUCCACAGUAACCUAGGAGUACUGUACCCAGGAGGAUUACUGUAGAUUAGGAUCAUAGUUUAACAAGUUUCCCUCAAGCCAUCUGUACCUUUAAAUAUUCUACAGUACCCAGGAGGAUUACUGUACCUCCCUUUAAAUCCUCUCGUUUUGCAGGAAUACGAUCAAAUACGGGUUCGUCUAGUUCGUGGUACAAAAUUGGGACGUCGCGACCUGUUCGGCGUCAUCUCACCCUACUGUCAAAUUCGUCUCGAGACCCUUCAGGGUACGGUAGUUGAAGAGGUGCAAACCGAGAAAAAGCGCAAAACCCGAAGUCCCAUCUGGAAUCAGAUUGUGAAUUUCAAAUUGGCGGCGCCACGUGCGGAAGAUGCGGAAGCGGAAAGGCGCGAGAAUUUGAAGAUUCGAAUUUUGGUUUUUGAUGAGAAUCGAUUGCGGAAAGAUCAGUUGAUUGGAUGGGUUGAGAGGCGAUUGGGAGAUUGUGGUGGGAUUGGAGAACAUGCGGAACAACCUGUGGAAUAUCAGAUACAGAGUCAGACGGGCAGAAAUGGAAAGUUAGUGAUAGGGAGGAGGGAGGGGAGAGAGACGCAGAGGAGCUAGGGGAGAGCAGAGGGGUUAGAGAGAUGGGAGAGAGUUAGAGAAGCUAGAUAUAAGUUAGAGAGCCUAGAGAGGCUAGAGAACGAGAGACGCAGAGAUAAUAGAGAGAGGUUGGAGAAGAUAUUAAUCAGGAAGACUAUAAGAGAGUUAGAGACGCUAGAGAAGGUUUAAGGGGUUAGAGACGCAAAGAUAAUAGAUGGCUAGAGAACCUGGAUCUUGUGAGAGACGCAGAGCCGCUAGAGAGAAGGUAGAGACGCAGAGAAGCCAGAGACACUAGAAGAGGGUUAGAGAAGCUAGAUAUGCUAGAGGCUGAUGUAGGUUAGAGACGCAGAGAUAAUAGAGAGAGGUUAGGGAAGCUAGAGACGCAGAGAAGCUAGAGACACUAGAAGUAGGUCAGAGACGCAGAGAAGCUAGAGAUUAUUCGGAAUAUAAGAGAGUUAGAGAAGCUAUAGAGGCAGAGAGGCUAGAGAGAGGUUAGAGACGCAGAGAAGCUACAGAGACACUAGAAGUAGGUCAGAGAAGCUAGAGACGCAGAGGAGCGAGGGACACUAGAAGUAGGUUGGAGAAGCUAGAGAACAUGAGGAUUUGAGAGACGCAGAGAUGCUUUAGAGAAGCUAGAGAUCAUUGGGUAUACAAGAGAAUUGGAGAAGCUAGAGACGCAGAGACGCUAGAGACACUAGAAGUAGGUUAGAGAAGCUAGAGACGCAGAGCCGCUAGAGAGAAGCUAUAGAAGGUUUAAGGGGUUAGAGACGCAGAGACAAUUAGAGCACCUAGAGAGUUAGAAGACCUGAAAGGUGUUAGAGACGCAGAGGAACCCAACACGCUCAGAUCUCUAGAGGCGCAGAGAAGCUAGAGAAACCAGAGAACCUGAAACUUGUGAGAGACGCAGAGGAGCUUAAUUUUCUGUAAUUUUUUCCUGAAAAUUAUGUUUUUUGGUCAAUUUUUCAAACACAAAAAUUGAAAAUAUUUAUUCUAAUUUAGCUUCAAGCCCAUAUCGUUGGAUAUACUGUCGAGAAUAAUUUCAAAAAAAUUACAAUAUUUUCGGCGUGAAAUAAACAGUUCCCUUCGCUGGAAUUGACCUGAAAAUCAGGAAAAAAUCGAUUUUCCCCUCGAAAAAUAGGCUAAAACCAACCUUUCUCAACAAAAAAUCAAUAAAAAUAGUGGAAAAGUGUAGAUUUUCCAAUGCAAAAAGUGUAAAUAAGCGAAAAAUGGGAGAGAACAGCAUGGGCGAGAGAGUGAGAGACGCCAGACAAACAGGGAAUGCAUUUUUAUGUGUAUUUCUCGAGGAAAACAAAAAAAAACAACGAAAAAAAAGAAAAAAAGAAAAAAAAACACCGUAGCCCAGUUAAAGGCGCACGCGAGAAAUUUGUGUGUCGCCGCGAGACCCGUGUGUACUUCUCCCGGACUUCUUUUCUUUUUUUUUCGAAAAUUUUUUGCGCGCUUCAAAAUUCAUGGUUUUUAGCGGGGAAACUUGGGUUUUCAGAGGGAAUUUGUUUAAAGGCGCAUGGAUUUGCGAGACUCAAGUUUUUCCAUGCGGGACCUGAAAAUUGCGAUUUUUCACGGGGGAAAAUGGGGUUUCACUCAAAACCUUAGUUUUUUCGCAUUUUUUCAAAAUUUUCUGAUUAAAGGCGGAUAUUUUUCGCUACAGGAGCCAAGUUUGUGUAGUUCUCUCGGAUUUUCAGCCAAAAAAAUCGAAAAUAAUUUUUUUUUUGCAGAUCUCUUGGCUCCCUGUUCAUCUCCUUUCAAUUUGUUCGCCAAUCCGACGAUCAAAAUAAUUCGAGUUCGGAGAAUUUGCAAAAUUCGCAAAUAAUUCCACGUGGCUGGGAGGAACGAGAAGACGGAAAUGGCCGAACUUUUUAUAUCAAUCAUCAUUUGAGAACAACACAAUGGGAUCGACCACCGUAAGCUGUUUUUGGGCUUUGAAAUGCGGAUUUUUGAAUUCCUCGUGAAAAAUUAGCCAGGAAACAUGUUUUUCUGGCUCUCUAGCGUUAAAAUUGAUAUAUGGCCGAGUUUUUUGGAUUUCUAGGCCAUGAGGUGGAAAGUUAGGCCACGUUGAGCUUUGGAGGCGAAAUAAGUUUUUUCGGGAUCAGAAAAUCACUGGGAAUCUCAUGGAAACAUGAAAAAUAACAGAUGGCCGAGUUUUUUGGAUUUCUAGGCCAUCGAAUUGGUUUUCUAGGCCAUGGUGAAAAAUUAGGCUUGUUUGGUGUUUUCUGAGUCAGAAAAUCAUGAGGAACACGAUGAGAGUAUUAAAAUUUCAAAAUAUAACCGAGUUUCGGAUUUCUAGGCCAUCGAUUUGGUUUUCUAGGCCAUAGGCUAAAAUUAGGCUUGUUUGGUGUCUUUCGAAGCGGAUUUUCAUGAAAUUUCCGAAUUUUCCAAUUUCAGGACGGAUUUGGAUGUUGUUACGGAGCAAUCAGUGAUUGAAGAGACUCGAAGACGCAGAGAUAAUUAUGAACAUCGAAGUCAGGUGACAGAUGAGCCAGAAAUCACCACAGCUCUGCCAGUGACUCAGGAAUUGACUGCGGUAAGUGAUUUUUGGCGGGAAAUUUGGGAAUUUUGUGAAAAUUUGGUCAAAAAUGCUUGAAAAUCAUGUUUUUUGCUCAAAAACUCGAAUUUUUGUGCCAAAAUUGCCGCUUGUUGCUCAUUUUAUAUAUAUUUACCUCGAAAAGCAUUGCUCAUCCUAGUUUUUUCCCAUUUUUCAGCCAAAAAUAGAGGGAUUACUAGACUACUGUACAUCCCUUUAAAUAAUUUAUUUUUUUGGUCAUUUUUUUGGACAUCCCCCCAAAAAUAUACUAAUACUAGUAUAUUUUUUUCCAAUUUUCCAAUUUUUGACCAAAAAAAGGUCCAAAAAACACAUUUGGGAAAUUUUUGAGCAAAAAUUUUAAUAUGAGCAAUGCUUUUUGAACCAGAAAUUUGAAUUUUCUGAAAAUUGUUAAUAUGAGCAAUAUAUUUCCACGUGUCAAAAAAUUUUCCAAAAAAUCUGAAUUUUCUGAAAAUUUGGUAAUAUGAGCAAUGCUUUUGAGCUUAAAAAAUUUGAAUUUUCUAAAAAAAGUUUGUUAAUAUGAGCAAUAUAUUUCCACGUGUCGAAAUUGUCUGAAAAAUUUGAAUUUACCUUCAAAAAAUGCGCAUUUCUUUAGAAAUUCUAAUUUUUCACCCAUUUCUCUCUGCGUCUCCACUAUUUCCAUACUAUUUCUCUCAUUUUUCGUAUUUCGUUUUUUGAUUUACUCAUCCUUUGUGUUCGACACAAGAAAAAUUGGAGAAGAGCAAAUAUUUGACGAUUUUUUUUGCUUUGAAACUGGUUUUUUUGUUCAACUUCCCGUGUAAACUGUGAAAGCUGAAACAUGUGCGAAGAAAAUCAAUUUUUUUUUGAAAAAAUGUUUUUUUUUGACACGUGGCAGAGGGUUUUUGGCGCCAAAAUUUGAAAAUUUUCGCAAUUUUUGAAAAUUUCAGUCAAAAAUUAAAAUUUCGGAAAUUUGCUCCAUUUUUUCAUGAAAAACAUGCCACGUGGCAUUUUUAGCGCCUGAAUUUUUAAAUUUUUUGAAAAAUUUAUUUUUGGCGCCAAUUUUGGACCAUCAAAUUGAAAAAAAAUUGCCACGUGGCAGAGAGUUUUUUUGCUCCAAAAUUCAAAAAUUUUCGCAAUUUUUGAAAAUUUCUGAAAUUUGUUCCAAUUUUUCUUGAAAAAUAUGCCACGUGGCAUUUUUAGCGCGAAAUUCAAAAAUUUCGAAAAUUUGAAUUUUGGCGCCAAUUUUGGACCUUCAAAUUGAAAAACAAUUUGCCACGUGGCAGAUAGUUUUUUGCUCCAAAAUUCAAAAAUUUUUGCAAUUUUUGAAAAUUUCUGAAAUUUUCUCAAAUUUUUCAUGAAAAAUAUGCCACGUGGCAGAGGGUUUUUGGCGCCAAAAUUCAAAAAAUUUCGAAUUUUUCUUAGUUUACUCAUUUUUUGCUCCAAAAAAUGCAAUUUUUCCAAAUUUUUCCCAAUUUUUCUCUGCGUCUCUCAUUUUUUCACACUAUUUCUCUCUCUCUUCCCGUUUUUUUUUUGCUUAUUCUAAAUACAAACAAAGCACAAAAACUAUAGAUAGAUAGCUACAAAAAAAUUUUAGUCACUUUUUUUUUUGUUUACCCAACAUUUUUUUGAAGAAUAAUUUGUACUAUUUUUUGAAAAUUUUUAAAAAAUUUGGCUGAAAAUUCUAGAUUUUUAGCUCAAAAUUAGGUAUUUUCAACAAUUUUUGAGCUGAAAAUGAGCUCUGAGCUCAUUUUUUCAAAAUUUUCCAAAUUUCCCCCAAAGGAUUAAUUUUUGGACACACAUUAUCCUAUUUUUGGCCAAAAAUUUCAUUUUUGGACCUUUUUUUUUGUUUCAAAAGGAAAAAAAUGGAAAAAAAAGUGCAAAACAAGGGUGGAAUAAUUUUCUGGAAUUUUUUUUUGUCUUUUUUUGAGAGCUCUCCUUGUUUUUGCACUUUUUUCCGGUGAUUCAUUUUUUCUGCUUUUUUGAGCUGAAAAAUAGAGUUUUAGUGAAAUUUUCGAAUUUUUUAGAGCUGAAACUGAAAUUUUCGGAUUUUUUGAAGCUGAAACUGAAUUUUCAAGAAAAUUUUAAAAUUUCAAAUUUUUGGAAAAUGGAAAAAUCCACGUGGCAAUAAUUUUCGCCCAAAAAAAAUUUAAAAAUAUUUUUUUUCAUAAAUUACAUUUUCGCGCUAAUUUUUUUUCAAAUUUUGAAUUUCGCGUAAAAAAAUCCACGUACAACUGAAAAUUUCAGAAAAAAAAUGAUUUUCAAAAUUUUUGCAAGAAUUUCAGAUUUAUUUGAGCUGAAACUCAAUUUUUUGAAAUUUUCAGACCUUUUUAAAAUUUUUUGAACAAAAUAAGCUUUUAAACUGAAUUUUUGAAUUUUUUUGCUCAAAAAAAUGAUUUUCAAAUUUUUUGAGCUGAAACUGAAAUUUUCGGAUUUUUUGAGCUGAAAAACUAAUAUUUGAAUUUUUUCUGAAAAUUUGCAGAUUUUUUUCAAAUUUUUAGAACAAAAUAAGCUUUUAAACUGAAUUUUUGAAUUUUUUUGCUCAAAAAAAUGAUUUUCAAAUUUUUUGAGCUGAAACUGAAAUUUUCGGAUUUUUUGAGCUGAAAAACUAAUUUUUGAAUUUUUUCUGAAAAUUUGCAGAUUUUUUCAAAUUUUUAGAACAAAAUAAGCUUUUAAACUGAAUUUUUGAAUUUUUUUGCUCAAAAAAAUGAUUUUCAAAUUUUUUGAGCUGAAACUGAAAUUUUCGGAUUUUUUGAGCUGAAAAACUAAUUUUUGAAUUUUUUCUGAAAAUUUGCAGAUUUUUUUCAAAUUUUUAGAACAAAAUAAGCUUUUAAACUGAAUUUUUGAAUUUUUUUUUGCUUAAAAAAAAUUAUUUUCACAUUUUUUGAACUAAAACUGAAAUUUUCGAAUUUUUUGAGCUGAAGCUCAAUUUUUCUGAAAUUUUGAGAAUUUUUAAAAAUGAUUUUCAGUUUUUUUUGAAUUUCAACUUUUUAGAGCCAAAAAAAUAUUGCUCAUAUUAUAUAUUUCCUAUUUUCUUGCAGAUCGACGACGCGAUGCGUGCAAAUUUCGCAGGCGAGAUCGCCGCGGCGACAAGUCGCGACGACGCGGCGUCGCGGCUUCCGGACGGCUGGGAUCAACAAAUCGCGCCCAACGGCCGCACAUUCUUCAUCGACCACCGCACAAAGACAACAACUUGGACAGAUCCGCGAACCGGCCGCGUCGCAGCCGCCGCGAAUUCCGCGCGGAACGGCGCGUCAACGACGCGCGGAAAAACCGACGAUGAAAUUGGCGCGUUGCCAGCUGGAUGGGAACAACGAUUUCAUGUGGAUGGACGCGUGUUUUUUAUCGAUCAUAAUAGGCGACGAACUCAGUGGGAAGAUCCGAGAUUUGAAAAUGAGAGUAUUGCCGGGCCUGCGGUACCGUAUUCAAGGGAUUAUAAGCGGAAGGUAAGCGGAAGGAUGCGCGGAACAUUUUGACACCAAAUAUGCCUAGGCUUAGGCUUAGACAUAGGCUUUUCCAGAAAUUUAGGCCCAUCCUCAGGCCUGGCCUAAACCAAACUACAGUAUAGUUUUAUCAAAAAAUCAUUCAAUAGUUGCAAUUAUACCAGAUUUUCUUCUUUUUUGACCUAUAAUAUACAACAUUAUAGAACUCUCCAAUAGUUUUCCAAAAAGCCGAAUGACUGUUAAAAUUGGACCAUAAUUCUGAAAAAAAAAACAUUUGUAUAGGUAAACUAGACUCUAGUUACCGCAAGUUCGCCGAAAUAAAAGCGGAGUAUGUAACUUGACAUCAAUUCGAAAAUGAAGGAGGAUAACCCGUCGGUUAUUGAGAGAAUGUUGGCCUGGAAGAGAGAAACCGCAAGGUUCCGCGUUCCGCGUAGGCCACGCGGAUUUCUAUGACGCGGAAACCGUACUGAUAGCAAUCCGCGUGGCCGCUGAAGCAGAAGAUUGUGCCGCUGACGCGGAAGCUUGCGGUCUACCGCUACCUUUCUCAAAUUCGAACCACAUUCCCGAUUCCGCCAAUAAAUCCACGCAAGCUUCCAACACAACAAAAAUGAGAAGAAAUAAUUAAGUACCCCAUAGAUACAUGUCACAUAGGCACUAUAUAUCUUGUAACUCUCUGGAGCCACACACAUGAAUGAUUUGCAGCCCGGAGUUAGCGGAAGUUUGAAAUUUAGCGUUGUGAAGUAGUGGCUCUAGAAGAGCUAUGAGAGUUAGAAGAAGUAGCAUUUUGACACUGGAAAACUUCCAGCGAUAAUUGUAGAAGAGAAUUGGGAAGUAGGUGGCCUGCGAAAAAAUUGAGAUUGACCGCGACGCAACACGCAACGCGCGUCUAACCAACCAGAAAUCUUUCAAUAGCAAUAAAAGCUGCUAGAAAUGUUCGAAGUGUCAUUGAAGUGCCCAAAAUUAUUCCUGUGAAAAUAAAUGCACUAAAAUAUUCAUUAUAAUAAUUGCCCAUAAACACUGGGAUACAUGAAAUGAAGAAGAUUAUAUCUGAAAAUAAGUUUUUUUUUCCUGGGCGAAAAUUGGAGUUGGACUAACUUGCCACUCCUAGAAUAAUGUCUAUGAUGGUUCGGAGGAAUAUUGAUUGGAAUUCGAGUUUUUUCAUGGUUUUUGAAGUGCUGGAACAAGUUUUGUAUUCCGCGAGCUUCCGCGUCAGAUUCCACGCGGAAAAAAGUUCUCAAGACGCGGCUCCUUGACAAGCAGGUUCUCAAGGCGCCGCUGCUUGACAUAGAAGUUCUCAAGGCGCGGUUCCUUGACAUAGAAGUUCUCUAGGCGCCGCUCCUUGACAAUUAGGUUCUCUAGGCGCCGCUCCUUGACAAUUAGGUUCUCUAGGCGCCGCUCCUUGAAAUAGAAGUUCUCAAGGCGCGGCUCCUUGACAUAGAAGUUCUCAAGGCGCGGCUCCUUGACAUAGAAAUUCUCAAGGCUCGGCUCCUUGUCUCAGAAGUUCUCAAGGCUCGGCUCCUUGUCUCAGAAGUUCUCUAGGCGCCUCCCCUUGACAAUAAGGUUCUCAAGGCUCGGCUCCUUGACAAAGAAAUUCUCAAGGCGCGGCUCCCUGACAUAGACGUUCUCAAGGAGCGGCUCCUUGACAUUGAUGUUCUCAAGGCUCGGCUCCUGACAAUUAGGUUAUCUAGGCGCGGCUCCUUGACAUAGAAGUUCUCAAUGCUCGGCUCCUUGACAUAGAAAUUCUCAAGGCGCCUCCCCUUGACAAUAAGGUUCUCAAGGCGCCUCUCCUUGACAAGCAGGUUCUCAAGGCGCGGCUCCUUAACUUACACCAUAACUGUAAUUAUUUUUGCAUUUGAUAGUAUAAGCAGAAUGCCAAUAAUUGUCCCAAAACUGAUACAAAUCCACUGGGAAAUUUGUGACGUCAUCAUUUUCAAAAUUUAAAUUAACAGAAAAUAAAAGAGAAAAAAAUGAAAAUCAUAUGAUAAAUUCUUAAGGUAUCUGAAGCGGAAUGAUUUUAAGCCAAAUUAGCGAAAAGCUCAUAAGCCUGAAAAAGCCCCAGGCUUUGGGCCCGAGGAGAAAAUUAGGCCUACGCCCAUCUUGCAGGUCGAAUAUCUGCGAAGUCGCCUACCAAAACCCAACAGCUCCAGUGGAAAAUGCGAUAUGAUUGUACACCGUGACACACUUUUCGAGGAUUCCUACCGGCAGAUUAUGGAUAAGGUAUGUUCCUUUAAAUUUUAGGCGCCAAAAAUCCAAUUUCCAGAAGGACCACGAGCUGCGCAACAAGCUAUGGAUCGAAUUUUUCGGCGAAACCGGUCUGGACUACGGUGGAGUGACACGUGAAUGGUUUUUCCUCCUAUCCCAUCAGAUUUUCAACCCCUAUUAUGGUCUUUUCGAAUAUUCCGCAACUGAUAAUUAUACACUACAAAUCAAUCCGCAUUCCGAGGCUUGUAAUCCAGAACAUUUGUCGUAUUUUCAUUUUAUUGGAAGGGUUAUUGGAAUGGCGAUUUAUCAUGGGAAAUUGUUGGAUGGUAGGCAUUUUUUGGAGCAUUUUGAUACCAAACAUGAGUAUUAAUAUGAGCAAUGAGGUUUCUGCGUCUCUAACUUCUCUCUGGUUGUCUAGCCUUCUUUGGCCUUUUCGGGAUCUCUAGCUCUCUAGUUUUGCUGGGUCUCUAACCUGUCUACGAUCUCUAGCUGUCUAGCUUCUCUGCGUCUCUAAAUUCUCUAUGAUCUCUAGCUGUCUAGCUUCUCUGCGUCUCUAACCUUCUAGUUUUUCUAGCUGCCUAGCUCCUCUGUGUCUCUAACCUUUUCCAUGUUCUCUAGUUGCAUCUCUAGCCUUCUUAUGAUCUCUAAUCAUCUAGCUCCUAUGCGUCUCUAACCUUUUUUAUGGUGUCUAGCUACCUAGCUCCUCUGUGUCUCUAACCUUUUCCAUGUUCUCUAGUUGCAUCUCUAGCCUUCUUAUGAUCUCUAAUCAUCUAGCUCCUCUGUUUCUCUAACCUUUCUAUGAUGUCUAGCUUUCUAGCUCCCAUGCGUCUCUAACUUCUCCUGAUGUCCCCUGGUUGUCUAGCUCCUCUGCGUCUCAAACUUCCUUAUGAUCUCUAAUCAUCUAGAUUCUCUGCAUUCUCUACCCCUCUCUCGCUUCUCUAAUCCUCUCACCAUCUCUCAAUAUUUUGCAGCCUUCUUCAUCCGUCCCUUCUACAAAAUGAUGUUGGGCAAAAAGAUCACCCUGUUCGAUAUGGAAUCCGUCGACAAUGCCUACUACAAUUCCCUAAUCUAUGUCAAAGACAACGAUCCCGAAAAUCUCGAACUCACAUUUUCAGUCGAUGAUUCGAUAUUUGGAGAGACGCAAACUGUUGAACUGAAACCCGGUGGAGCUGAAAUUGCGGUGACUGAAGAGAAUAAGGAACAAUAUAUUGAGGCGGUUAUUAAUUGGAGAUUUGUGGCACGGGUUGAAAAACAGAUGACACAUGUGUUGAGGGGAUUGCAUGAGGUGAGUUGGAAUAACUUCUUGCGCGCGGCCGCUGCGCGGAAGAGAGUGCCGCUGACGCGGAAGCUUGCGGUCUACACUCGAUCCGCAAGCUUCCGCGUGGCGGCCACGUGGAUUACGCGGAAUAUCAGUACGAUUUUUUCGAAGUCAUAGCUAUCCGCGUGGCCGCUGCGCGGAAGAUAGUGCCGCUGACGCGGAAGCUUCCGGUUUAUACUCGCUCCGCUCGGAGAAUUGCUCAUUUUAGUCAAAAAAUCGUGAAAAGUUCAAAAAAAUGAUCAAUUUUGGCUGAGAAUUGCUUAAAAUUGAUGAAUUUGAGCUGAAAAUGCUCAUUUCAGUUAGAAAAUCUUGAAAAUUGUUAAAUUUCGAUCAGAAUUGCUCAUUUUGAGCUGGAAAUGCUCGUUUCAGUCGAAAAAUUGCAGAAAAUUCUUAAAUUUCGAUCAGAAUUGCUCAUUUUAAACAAAAAUGCUCCAAUUUUGCAUAGAAAUGCUUAUUUUCAUCAGAAAAUCUUGAAAAAUGCCCAAUUUUGCAUAGAAUUGCUCAUUUCAAUCAGAAAAUCAUGAAAAAUGCCUAAUUUUGAUCAGAAUUGCUCAUUUUAAGCUGAAAAUGCUCAUGAAAAUCUUGAAAAAUGCCCAAUUUUGCAUAGAAUUGCUCAUUUUGAGCAGAAAAUCUGGAAAAAUGCCUGAUUUUGCAUAAAAUUGCUCAUUUUAAUAAGAAAACCUUGAAAAAUGCCCAAUUUCGCAUAGAAUUGCUCAGUUUGAGCAGAAAAUUCAAUAUUCGCCACAAAAUUCUUGAAUUUUGAUUAGAAUUGCUCAAUUUUGCUGAAAAUUAAUGAAUUUGAGCUGAAAAUGCUCAUUUUGAUUUGAAAAUUGCUCAUUUCAAACAAAAAUUGCUAGAAAUGACUCUAUUUGGUCAAAAAUUGCUCAUUUCGAUAAGAAAAUCUUGAAAAAUGCCCAAUUUUGCAUAGAAUUGCUCAUUUUAAUUAGAAAAUAUUGAAAAAUGCCCAAUUUUGCAUAGAAUUGCUCAUUUUUAACAAAUAUUGCUAAAAAUGCCUAAUUUAGGCUCAGAAUUGCUCAUUUCAGUCAGAAAAUGUUGAAAAAUGCCCAAAUUUACAUAGAAUUGCUCAUUUUGAGCAAUAAAUUCAGAAAAUUGCCUAAUUCUGCUGAAAAUUGCUCAUUUUGAGCUGAAAAUGCUCAUUUCAGUCUGAAAAUCUUGAAAAAUGCUCAAUUUCGCUCGGCAUAGCUCAUUUUGAGCUGAAAUUGCUCAUUUUAAUCAGAAAGUUCAGAAAAAUGCUCAAUUUUGCAUAGAAUUGCUCAUUUUGAGCUGAAAAUGCUCAUUUCAGUCGGAAAAUUGCAGAAAAUUCCAAUAUUUCGAUCAAAAUUGCUCAUUUUUAACAAAAAUGGCUAAAAAUGACUCCAUGUGCUCAAAAAUUGCUCAUUUCAAUCGGAAAAUCUUGAAAAAUGCUCAAUUUCACUCAUCAUUGCUCAUUUUAAUCAUAAAUUGCUUGAAAUUGAUGAAUUUGAGCUAAAAAUGCUCAUUUCGAUCAGAAAAUCCAAGUUUCAGAGCAAAAUUCUUUAUUUCGGCUCAUUCUAAUCAAAAAUUGCUCAUUUCAAUCAGAAAAUCUGGAAAAAUGCUCAAUUUUGCAUAGAAUAGCUCAUUUUGAACUGAAAAUCAUGAAAAAUGCACCAAAAAUGCUCCAAUUGUCUUCAGGUUGUCCCAUCAAAUCUGCUGCGUUUAUUCGAUGCCAACGAACUCGAGCUGCUAAUGUGUGGCCUCCAAAAAAUCGAUGUGAAAGAUUGGAAAGCGAACACGAUCUACAAAGGCGGAUAUGGUCCAAGCUCGCAAGUUGUUCACAAUUUCUGGAAAUGCAUUUUGAGCUUCGACAAUGAGAUGAGAGCUCGUGUAUUGCAAUUUGUAUCAGGAACAUCGCGGGUUCCGAUGAAUGGAUUCAGAGAAUUGUAUGGAUCGAAUGGUCUGCAGAAGUUUACGAUUGAACGAUGGGGAAGUCCCGAUAUGUUGCCGAGAGCUCAUACAUGGUGAGGAAUAGUGGGGAAAUUUGAAAUUUUCAUGAAAUUUUGACCUUGGCAGUGGUUUUCGGGGCUCAAAAUGCUCAUUUUUGAGGUUUUGCUCGAAUUUUAGGCCGGGGAACGUUUUUCUGGCUUCAGAAGGGCUGUUUUUCGGCUCUGAAGAGCUUGGGGACUAGAAAUCCAACUCUGUGGCCUAGAAAUCCAAUUUUUCGGUUUUCUAUGUCAGUUUUUGAGCCCAGGAGCGUUUUUCUGGCUUCAAAAGGGCUGUUUUUGGUCCUAAAAACAUCGAGGGACUAGAAAUCCAAUAUUUGUGGUUUUCUAGGUCAUUUUUUCGAAUUAGGCUUAAAUUUUGAUCUUGGGAGCAUUUUUCUGGGCUCAAAAUGCUCUUUUUUGGCUCUGAAGAGCUUGGGGACUAGAAAUCCAACUCUGUGGCCUAGAAAUCCAAUUUUCCGUUUUCUAAGUCAGUUUUUGAGCCUGGGAGCAUUUUUCCAGGCUCAAAAUGCUCUGAAAACUUUGGGGGACUAGAAAUCCAACUCUGUGGCCUAGAAAUCCAAUUAUUUGGUUUUUUUGCAGCUUCAAUCGCUUGGAUUUGCCACCGUACACAACAUUCCCCGAACUUCGUCAAAAAUUAAUAACUGCUAUCGAGAAUUCGGAAAUUUUCAGUGGAGUUGAUUAAUUUUGUCUUAGGACCUUAAUUAGGGCCUUAAUUAAGACCCUAAUUAACAUUCCCUAAUUUUAGAUUUCAUAUUUUUUGUGGUAUUUUUCAAAUGUGAUUCGAUUUGUUUCCUUUCGUUUUUAUUUCUGAUGCCAGAGAUUUUUCCAGAAUUUUCAGUUUUUUUUUGUCUGAAAAUCUCCUGAAUACCGGUUUUUUUGAAAUUAUGAUAAUUUUCUUUUUAACCCUACUUACGAUAAAUUUUCGAAAAACAAUGUUCCCCUUCACCCGGUCCCACCAAAUUGGCGAAACGAUAUUAUGAUCUCUAACCUGGUGGAAAAAGUUCCCCACCCAUGGGGCUUACUAAAAAAAAUUGGGCCGAUUCUGAGAUCAUUACUUUUUUGUCCGAGCCUCUGUUGUAAAGUUUACGUUUUUACAAAUAGUGUCUUUUAAAUUCAAGGUUUUCCUGAUUAAAAUCUUGAAAACUCUUGAUUUUAUCAGGUUUUUAUUUGAAUUUCAACGGGGUUUCAAUCAAAACUUGGAAUUUUCAGGUGAUUUCUGCAAUAAACAUAGUCAGGAAAGUUAUUGUUCAAGAUUUGAUGUCGUUGUUGGUAAGUUUUUGAAUUUUAAUGAAAACUUGCAUGAAUUUCUGGAAUUGUGAUUUGAAACUAAUAAAAUUUCUAUUUUUCUUGAUUUUCUUUGUGAAAAUCUUGAAAAAUUGAUGAUUUUAUGAGUUACAAAUUGGAAUUUCAGCGGAGAUGCGGAAGCUAUGCCCAAUUUUUGAAUUUUUAGAGAAAAACUUUGAAUUUUCGAAUAAAUUAAGUGAAGUGAACCUUUUUUCAGAUCAAUAUGAACAAUUCAAAGUAUUCGAGCAACAAUUCAAAGUUAUUGUUCAAGAUUUGAUUUCGUUGUUGGUAAGUUUUUGAAUUUUAAUGUUUCAGUCAGUUGGUGGACGACUAGAUUGUAAGUGAUCCCUAGGGUCCCUAAGGUUUCUUAGAAAAUUCUAACUAACCUUGUCCUUUCCAACGGAGUUUUGACACUUGUCUGUAGGAGGCUAUGGGGCGAAUUGGGCGAAAAGCUUUGCUUUAUAGAAGCUAACCAAGGUUGAGUAUUCUGAAAUCAAUACAAUUUUGAUCGGUGUCGAGACAAUUGAAGUACGGUAACGAAGAAUAAUUAACGGAGUGAAACAAUCAAGCAAAGAGAGGUACAAGAUAUGUAAGAGAAAUAAACGGAUGUCAAGAUUGCGAUGGGAAAUCGGCUGGAUCAAAGACGAAGACACUUGACGGAUGUCAUUAAGAAUUAUCGAUAUGAGUUCGAUUCAUUAGUAUUUCGGAGUCACAGUUUGUGGUUUAUUGACGUCAGAAUUUCCCUGGAUUCGGCUGACUCGAUGUCAAACCUUGUUGGUUCUCAAUAUUCCACGUGGGCCGAGGCUGAGUCAGAGCAGCUGGUCCCUUCUGGCCUUGUAGCUAUCCUAGGUUUAGGUACUAGAGAGUUGGGAUAGAUAUACAGUCGCGAGCUGUAUCUCUAUCAGAGUACAAAUGAACUUCUUAGAGUGGUGUUCAACAAAAGAAAAUUAACGUAUCUUAUCUCCCUAGGUGUUAGGUAUACUCCUAGACAGAUGUGGAUGUCAAGUGGAUUCUGCUGUCCUCCAACAUCUGUCUCUACUAAUGUGAGACUUUACUAAGUUUAGAAUUUUAACAAGAGAAUUUUUAUGUUCCGUAAAAACGGACAUUCAAUUUUUGAAAAUUAUUUUUAUUUUAUAAAGCCUCACGGGAAGAAUUCGCUUCAAAUGAUGUGACGAUGGUGGUGGUUCGUGGAGCUCACAUGGAAUUCGUGGCACAUGGCUCUUUUAAGUGGGCAUACGUGGGUGGCGCCAUUACGGACGGAAGUUGCACAUCCACUGAAAGUUCAGUAUUUUAUUUAAUUGUUUUAAGUUGUUUGAAAAGUUGACUUACGCGCAAUGUCCCUUCAACUCCAUGUGCCACUUGCGCAAAGCGCUAUACGGAUAAAAUGGGCAAAGUCGGGUUGGAUGCGAAGUCUUUGAGCACACUUGGCAAUUCAAUACGGAAUCUCUUGGAUUUCGCAGAGUAGGUGGAUGUAGAAUAUGUUGUCAUCUUUCUCCUUUUGUUCUAGUAAUCCAUAUUGGUUGUUGAUCAUACGGACGAUUUUGGAGUAUUCAUUUUCUCGCACUUGAUCUGACAAGUCCAUUAUUUCAAGUGUGUAUUCGGAUCUACGGAGGUCGUACUUGUUGAUGGUGUUUUCGAUCGCUUGUUGAGUUACUGUUUCUCUUUCAUGUCUCGGCAUUUCUUGGUAGAGAUCGACUAUUUCUUUCAUUCCAGUUGUUGUGGAGUACGGAGUUUGUGUGAGAAUGUUUUCGACGCAGUGUGCCAUUUCUCCCUCCAGCCAGUUUCUGUAAAAGGUAAAUUAGGAGUGAGUUGGUGGUUCAGUGGUAGGUUUUUUGAAGUUUAUAAAGAAAUAUUGAGAGUGAAAAAGAGUUUUGAUCUUUCAAGUAAAGUUUACCUUCUCCAAUCAUACGGACGAGUGUCUUGCAAGCUGGCUGAAUCAAAUCGAUCCGACAUGUUGAGUACGGACUAAUUCACACGCGAAUUUUCGAAUAAUCAAACAAUGAACUCGGAAUCAACAAGAAGUUUUAUUGACUCAUCCAAACACCAAUAAACAUUAACAAUUUUCGAAGUGCAAAACAAUACAACAAUCGGUGAACAACAAAUAAUGAAGAAAUUUAGGCGAGCGAGAGAAUUGUUGUAGGAGAGUGGGCGUGGCUUUGUGUGUUUGUGUGUCUCGACGCGACAAGGCGGCCAGGCGGCGAUUCAAAUGUGGGGGCGAUUCAAAUUGUGUUUUUUCUUCUUCUCCGCUACAUUUGUCCAUUUCUCCACAAUAUAACGAGCAAAGAAGGAGUUGUUAGAUUCUUGAUAUUGUUGUGUGGCUUCAUAGUGUUGUUUUGAUUGAUGUUUUGUGGGUUGUCGGUGUUUUGGUGAUGAUGAGAGCAAUGAAUUUGGUUGAAAAUGCAUAGCAUUUUUGACAGAAACUGAUAAAAUUUCUAUUUUUCUUGAUUUUUUUGUUGAAAAUCUUGAAAAAUUGAUGAUUUUAUGAGUUACAAAUUGGAAUUUCAGCGGAGAUACGGAAGCUAUGUCCAAUUUUUGAAUUUUUAGAGAAAAACUUUGAAUUUUCGAAUAAAUUAAGUGAAGUGAACCUUUUUUCAGAUCAAUAUGAACAAUUCAAAGUAUUCGAGCAACAAUUCAAAGUUAUUAUUCAAGAUUUGUUGGUAA